This is a messenger RNA of Ooceraea biroi (clonal raider ant), 2190 nucleotides long. RefSeq lists its product as uncharacterized. The record is from RefSeq and is a predicted model, not a curated record. Lineage: Eukaryota; Metazoa; Arthropoda; Insecta; Hymenoptera; Formicidae.
UUCUAUGUAUUAUCUUUAUUUAUAUUAUUUAAAAUAUAUAAACUAUCACUCGCGCGCAGAUCUGCAAUUUAAGUCACUCAAUACGUGGUUUCAAACCCUGAAAAUUCAGAACGCAUAUUUUACUAUUUAUUUCUGGCAUUGCAAUAUAACUAUCAUCGAUGCUAUGAUACUAUCGUGAGUAGCAUGGUUAGUAUUUUCCGGCGACGACGCGCAACCGCGACACGUCAUCGAGUGGUGCGCCUGUGCGAGCCAAGGACGACAGUAGUGGCAGAGGGCGAGGGCGAGGACGUGUUCAACGACGGUGGAGGGCAGAGAAGAGAGGGUGCGACGUCAACGUGAAGCUGUAAUGGCCGGUGCACCGCUAUAAGGGUGACCGCUGUGAGAGGACCGAGGGCGGGAGGUGUCGGAGGACCGAUAAACGCGUCCGCGCGCAAUCCGGCGCUCUCUCGAGCAGUCUGAUGCCGCCGGUCGCGGUGGAUUCAUGCGUCUGUUAUCGCGUCGCAUAUCUCGAGUACGGAUCGAGCUGGUGUAGCCAUAGGAACAUAGAGUGACUGCGAGAGAGAUCGCGAAAGGAGCUAAAAGGGCGUGAAUUCGCGAGGGAUCGAACACAAACUUACGGAAGAAAACGUGAAGCAACGUGAAGGGGAUUUCGUCGCAAUACCCUUUGCCAAGAAUUUUGAGCGCUUCUGAGCGAGAAACAAGAGUGCGAUUGGGUUUUCAAAGGGAGGAAGAAGAAAUUGUGCAAAUUAAAGGGUGCGCGAUCGAAUUACUACUUAUUAAAUCGCGCGGAUUCGGAAGGGACAUCUCACGUCUCUCAUCUAUGCCUGAUAAGUGAGUGACGAUCUUGCGGCAGGGAAAACCCGGCGGACUGCAGCCUCGGGAGGGCGACUGCCGCUCAAUGCCGCCCUGGAGACAUAUAUGGUGGUGGUGAACGGUCGUGGUCGGGGUGAUCGUGAAGAUGAGCGACGUCAAGUGGUCGACGCAGAGAGAAGACAGGUAGGAAAGACUACUCCAGAAUACGUUGCACUUUGCGAGAGAACAUGGUGAUCGGUAAUCACUGUCGGCCUACCGCCUCCCCCGAUUCUCGAACGCGUAAUGGCGUUGAUUAGGGAAUCGAUCGUGUUGGGGCUGUCGAACAACGCUACUCUGCGACUGGUCACUUCCCGUUCGCGCUCGUCGACAAGAGGGUGCAAAUCGGAACCGCUCGACGUGAGCUGCUACCGUCCAGGCCGUUGGCAAAUCGAUUUUCGCGAGGGGCAAGAGAGGCAAGGAUAGGCGAGCGAGAGACGAACGAAAGCCGAGGUGCAUAGUGUGUGUGUGUGUGUGUGUGUGUGUGUAUACAUUACAUUAUUAUCCGUAUAAAUACACGUAAUGUGCGUGUGUGUGGGCGCGUGCGCGCGUAUAUGUGCGUGCAGCAGGUGACUUCGCGAACGGAUUGAAAGUUUUGAGAAUGGUACACAAGGGAUGCGUAAACUAUCGAAACGGAAGAGCCAAACUAAGACUACUCGUUUCUUCGCUCCGGGAACAGUUCUGUUCUACAAACCAGACACCGGCUACUUCCGGCCGUUUAAUCUCGCUCGAAGAAAAACGAUAAGAAAACGCAGUCAUAGACAGUUGUCCCAGCGGAUGCAGACCGUGCAACUGAUCACUGGCAUCACCGGAUCACUGACAUCAAUUUGCAAGAAGUGAAACGGAAACUUAUACCCAAGUGAUGACUUCCUUAUGAACGCUCUCGAAUGGGACAACGUGAAAAACUUGAGAAGAAAAGUCAGGCUGUGGAAGGUUUAUUCUCUUAGUGCUUAUUUAGAUACGUUCUUAAGUCAUUUUUAUGAAAAGACUGGAGGGCAGUUUGACUUGAUUGUAACUGGAGCUGUCAGCAGUGCCAAGCAUGGCGAGGACCAAUGACAGUAAAUGCGGACGUGGCACCAAGCGCGCCGUUGUCAUCGUUCAUAGCUGCGAUGCCGCUGUCACAUCUCGUGGUACAGCAAUGUCUCAGCAGUACAGAGUAAUCAGUAUUGGUAAUGGCGGUAGCGUUCAGCAAUAUAGCAGCAAUAACACCGGGAAUAGCAAUGGCACCAGCAUCGGCGCCAGUACUGAAACUACCAGCGACAACACCAACAAUCACAGUCAAGUAGAGGGUAUGAUUAAAUAAAAUCAUCCCUUUGGGUAUAUAUGCAACGCACUUCAGAA